AUCGUGUUCUUCUUUGCGUGCUGCACGUGCCUCUGCACAAAAACAUCACGAGCGACUGCUUGAAAUCCAGCACAUGGUCGAAGUUGGCAGCUGUAGCUUCUUGAAGAAGACACGACACGACCUCUGAGCUUGGUUCCGAACCUAUAACGCGGAUGCGCUUUCCAGCGUGAACGUCUCAAAGACCUUGGGAAGGCUGACAGUGAGCAUUGUGAAUCUUGACGGCCUUUCAAACGAACGCCAUACAACUCCGCUGACUGCUCCAAGCAAAAUAAGUGAGCAUGUCGACUAAUCAAGUGAAGAGCUGCCCCAUUCCCACUAGGGUUCUCACCCUGAAAGACUGGUCUCAACUUCCCGACUGCUACAGCCAGACGCCCGGGGGGACUCUCUUCUCCACUACGCCCGGUGGCACCCGCAUCAUCUAUGACAGGAAGUUUCUCUUGGAUUGCCGAAACUCCCCUCUUGCACGCACACCACCAUGCUGUCUCCCCCAGAUCCCGGGGGUGACGUGCCCUGCUACUCACCCUUUAAGCAAACUGCAGGAUGUCAAAGAAGAGGCUGAAGAGGAAGAAAAGGACGUUGCAGAUGACAACCAGUUUGAGAUGGACAUCUGAGCUCCAGUUUUACUUCCUGUGGAGAGUCAUCUAUCAAAACACCUCCAUGGUCAGUACUGACCGAAAAGCGUUUGCCUAUAAGCUUAUUACCUUUGUUUUCUUUUCCUUUUUAUAAGAAAGGCUCUUCUGUGGAACUAAAAACAAUGGAAGCUACAAAAAUAGGGUGGUGUUGUUUUUCGUUUUUUUUUAAAACCCUAUUAUGUGUUGGGUUACUUGCUCACUUGAGCAAUUGCAGGAUUUGAAAGGAAAAACAAAUAUUUUUUAAAAUCUUUUGUAUAUAUUACAAUGUACUAUGCAUUUUGUUUUUUUAAGUUGGCAAAUUCAAGAUUACAAUAUAAUUCACAUUUCAUUGGAUGUAAAGCCAGCCUUUUCACUGCAGACUUUUUUUUGUAGUAAAUUUCCCCUACCACAUUAUGUGAGGCACUAUUUGUCACCAAGUGUCUACUUUUGUUUAGGAGGGUUAGGGCCUACUGAAAAUCUCCUAUUUUUGUGGGAGGGAGGGAUUAAAUGUGAAUAAUUCCAAAUAAAGGCUGUGAAAAAUG
Molecule: messenger RNA, 1153 nt
Organism: Syngnathus typhle (broad-nosed pipefish)
Lineage: Eukaryota; Metazoa; Chordata; Actinopteri; Syngnathiformes; Syngnathidae
Gene: eif4ebp3l
Product: eukaryotic translation initiation factor 4E binding protein 3, like
Exons: 3
Coding region: 279-611 (110 amino acids)
Biological process (GO): negative regulation of translational initiation
Cellular component (GO): cytoplasm
Molecular function (GO): eukaryotic initiation factor 4E binding
Source: RefSeq, a predicted model, not a curated record